AUGCAGCUACUGGCCGUACAGCGUUUACGCAUCUUUGGGUUAGAGCAUAUGCCUUACCCUGGGCUUGCGGGGCUUGCGGGGCUUGCGGCGGAGAUGAUAUGGAUAUCGGAGGAUGCGGCGGCCGGGGGAGGACCGGGUGCUCCCAGAGAAAGAGGUCGUGCUGGCAGAGGACAUCGUGCUGCCGGAGGAAGCCGUGCGCGUAGAGGCCGCGGUGCUGCUGCUAGAGGACCUGGUGGUGAAGGACACCAUCUGAUAGAUGAGGCGGAUGAGGCCGAUCCCAUUCCAGAGGGCGUUCACGGUCUAGUCCAUCCGCAGCCGUUCCAGGCCGGUGGCAGCUCACCUGGGGACUCACCUACGUUUACGCCGGCGCUCUUACUUGCUGAGAUACCCGGGUCGUCAUCACAGCCGAGCCAGAAUGCAUACAUGGAGGAGCGUGAUAACGUUGAUUGGGUGGCGUUACGUGCUUCAUUAGCUGAUGAGCGGCCUGUGAGGAAUUUAGAGGGAGCCAGGAUUCUUGACUUCAAUGAGUUUUUGAUCCCGGAUUCGGCGCCAGUGGGUCCACAGGACCGACCCAUUCAGGAGCAUUCUCAUCGACUGAGGCGAAAUGUUCACCCUUCGGCGCCUGAGGUGGCGACUCCCGACGAGGAAGAGGUCGAGUUUCCAGACCUAGCUCAGCCUGAAGUUCUGGCGUGCCAGCGGGACUAG
Lycium ferocissimum is the source of this 705-nucleotide messenger RNA. RefSeq lists its product as uncharacterized. Lineage: Eukaryota; Viridiplantae; Streptophyta; Magnoliopsida; Solanales; Solanaceae. The transcript has 4 exons. The record is from RefSeq and is a predicted model, not a curated record. The coding region runs from base 1 to 705 and encodes 234 amino acids.